This is a messenger RNA of Oppiella nova, 964 nucleotides long. The record is from the annotation of a GenBank genome assembly. Lineage: Eukaryota; Metazoa; Arthropoda; Arachnida; Sarcoptiformes; Oppiidae.
AGAAAUGUUCAAAACUGAAGCAAAACUUUCCGCUAUUGAGUCGAUCGAGUGCUACACUUCUCAUAUAUAAGUUGAGCUCAAGUUCCCAAUUAAGCCAUAAUUCUCCACAAACUCCACACAUUUAGUACACAUUUGUAUAACCAGUGAACAAUAAUUGACUCGAUUGUAUAGUUUGACAAUUAACUAUCUCAUAAACGAUUAGUGAAUUUAAAAGUUGAAUCAAUCUAUGCAUUCAAAUGCUUUAAUGCAUACAAAGAUCUAUAGAAGUGCUGCUAAAGUAUUAAGCGUCGAGAGUCUGAAAAACCGGAAAAAGUAAACGAUUAAUAAAAAAAGGCAAUCGAAAAUGCUGUUCACAAUGGCUUAUAAUUUCGCACUCCAUAUAUCGUUGGCCUCGAUUGCCAUCGACUUAGUGCUGGCGGUGGCGUCCCUACUGACGGGCACCUCCUCAUCCAACUGUGCCUUUGCGGUCGACUGCGCUCUCGACGUGUUCUCGUCGGCGAUACUCGUCUGGCGCUUCUAUGGCGAGUCCGACCCCAAGACCUCUGACCCCAACUAUGACCCCCACUAUCAGUUCGGUCUCAGCGGUCAUCAGUCGCCCCAAAGCCAGCGCAAGGAACUCCUCGCCUGCAUAGGGCUCGGAGUUAUGUUCAUACUGUCCGGGGUUAUAGUGAUCGGCAAAUCGGGCGCCGAUUUGGUUGUGUCCGACAAUAUGCUUGAUUUGGAGCCCGAUAUGAAUGGUCUGCCGGGCAUACUUCACGUCACUUCAGUGGCAUUUGUGAUCUGUGGGCUCCUGGCCCUUGGAAAAUAUGUCUUAUACAGACACAUGCACUCCAAGUCUAUUGGACAGGGAUGUAUAAAGUUAUUGGGAAAACCAUAUUGGACCGUGAGCUCCAUAAGCGCUGAUCACUGGCGCGCCGUAGGACUUGACACCAUAGGGGGCGGACAGGAGGCCUCCAUGGACUGA